AUGCAAGAUUAUGUUGAAAAGAAAGCCGUAAUAGCCUUGACAUCUCGUCUACACGAUGCAGGUCAGAUCAGUAAGGUAAGGUCCGGUCAGGUCAGAUCAGAUCAGGUAUGCAGAUUUCCCCUCCGCCAAUUCAAUGUCAUUCACGUGUCUUGUACCCGAUUCGUUAUCGUUGUUGGUCAAUUGCAUAAUGAAAGUUCUUAUCGUCUAAGCACUGUUUUGUUGGGUAAUUUCUCGACUUUUAAAUCAGACUACUUUCAUGAAUUCGGCCACGAGGUAGUUUUGAAACCUCUGCACAUCGAUCACGACGCUGUGAUGAGGAGGUCGGUUUGUCGAACACAAAUUGCGCAAGCUAUACAUAAUCAAUCUCGUCGUACUCUUGUACAUAGUUCUCCCAGAUGGCACCCUGAAUUGGCAUAUUCCACAUCUGCGGAUGUCGAAUUACCGCCAUUUCGGAAAGAAACCCGUCCUUUCAAAUUCGAAACUGGACUUGCACUCUUUGCCAAACGAAAACCACGACCCUUUCCUCCUCCAUUUCUAUCCCCGCCGUCCGGAUCCUUCUCGGAUCCCUUGAGUACACACCACAGGAGUCGCGAUAGGAGACCUUCGGUGAACGGUGAGGUAAUUAGAGGUUAUACCAAUGGUGAUGAUGCGGUCUACUCUAGUGAUUACUUUAUUGGCGCAAAUGAUGGUGUUGGCGCCUGGUCAACCAGAGAAGGCGGCCAUGCAGGCAGUUUGUGGUCGAGACUAGUAUUACAUUUUUGGGCUUUGGAAGUAGAAAACGAUGCACGGAGAUCUCGACCAGCAGGGCAAUACUUUGAGCCGAAUCCUAUUGAUUAUCUACAAAAAGCAUACGAGCAAACUAUUCAAGCUACUGCGAGUCCGAACAAAUGGCAGGGCACAACUACAGCUACCGGAGCACAAUUGCAUUAUAAAAUCGAUCAUUCAGACCCUAAUGCGCCCGCUACUCCCCUCUUAUAUGUUACCAACAUUGGCGAUUCACAAGUACUAGUCAUAAGACCGAAACAGCAGGAACGUAUAUUCAAAACUACAGAGCAAUGGCAUUGGUUUGACUGUCCUCGGCAACUCGGUACAAAUAGUCCUGAUACACCCGUCAAUAAUGCUGUCAUGGAUAAGGUUGAGAUUGAGGAGGACGAUGUCGUUCUUGCCAUGUCUGAUGGCGUUAUUGACAAUCUAUGGGAGCAUGAAAUAAUUGAAAGUGUCGUAAGCAGUAUCCGCAAGUGGGAGCAAGGUGAGGGUGGUAUAAGUACUAGUGAUCGACAAGGUGGAGCUGGUGGUGGAAUGAGGUUUGUAGCGGAUGAACUCAUGAAAGCCGCGAAAGUAAUAGCACAGGAUCCCUUCGCGGAGAGCCCCUUCAUGGAGCAUGCGGUCGAGGAAGGUCUUGCUAUGGAAGGAGAUGAUAUAAGUGUAGUUGCAGCGUUGUGUAAACGCAGCAACGAGUGA
Messenger RNA from Sclerotinia sclerotiorum 1980 UF-70, 1461 nucleotides. RefSeq lists its product as hypothetical. The transcript is spliced from 4 exons. The record is from RefSeq and is a predicted model, not a curated record. Bases 1 to 1461 code for a protein of 486 amino acids. NCBI's taxonomy places the organism in Eukaryota, Fungi, Ascomycota, Leotiomycetes, Helotiales, Sclerotiniaceae.